AUGCUUUGGAAGGGACUAGUGUUGAGUGCACUAUCAGUUUUAAACUCUGGUAUGAUUUUUGCAAAUGGUGCUUCUGGAAAUUCCACUUCCAGCAGUUUUACAUCAGCAAUCAAAGUCUCAGGUAAUGCCUUUUUCAACUCCAAAACUAACGAAAGAUUCUACAUCAGGGGUGUUGAUUAUCAACCCGGUGGCUCUUCUAAUUUAACUGAUCCACUAGCCGAUAUCGAUACCUGUAAAAGAGAUAUUCCUGUGUUUCAGGAUCUAGGAAUUAAUACAAUCAGAGUAUAUACUGUGGACAACUCUUUGGAUCACACCAAAUGCAUGCAAAUGUUGAGUGAUGCUGGAAUCUAUUUAAUCUUGGAUAUUAACACUCCAGGUGCCUCCAUCUCUAGAUACGACCCUGCAUGUUCUUAUAAUGCCGAUUAUUUACAAAGUGUUUUUGCUACUAUCGAUGCCUUUGCUGGCUACGAUAACGUCCUUGGGUUUUUCGCUGGUAAUGAAGUUAUUAACAGUGAGAACACCACAAAUACUGCCACUUAUGUGAAGGCUGUGGUAAGAGAUAUGAAAAAAUAUUUAAAGGCUAGAGGUUACAGACAAAUCCCUGUUGGUUACUCUGCUGCUGACAUUGUGUCAAACAGACUUCUAGUUGCAGAAUAUUUGAAUUGUGGAGACGAUGCAGACGCCCGAAUCGAUAUGUUUGGUGUCAACGACUACUCUUGGUGUGGUGAUUCUUCUUAUACUGUAUCUGGUUAUGCUGAAAAGGUUAAACUAUACUCAGGUUAUUCUAUUCCAAUCUUUUUAAGUGAGUUCGGUUGUAAUAAAGUCGUUGGCAGUAGACCUUUCACCGAGAUUCAGGCUAUUUAUUCUGAUUCCAUGGCUAAAGUAUUCAGUGGUGGGUUGGUCUACGAGUAUUCUAAUGAAACUAAUAACUAUGGGUUAGUCCAAAUCAGUGAUGAUGGUGCUUCUGUCACGAAGCUUACUGAUUAUUACAACUUGAAAAAGGAAUAUUCUUCUGUUUCUAACCCUGAGGGCGAUGGUGGAUAUUCUACAAGUUACAGUAUCUCUGAAUGCCCAACGUAUUCUAAAGGUGUGUGGGAAGCUAAUAAUACUUUACCUGAGAUGCCAGCUGCUGCAUCUGCCUAUUUCACUGAUGGUGCUGGUGAACCACUAGGUACACUUAUCUCAACCCAAAAUAUGUGUGAUGAUGUUGAAGAUGAUGACUCUGUAUCUAGUCUUUCAUCUGUUGCCUCUACUUCAAACACCACUACUAGUAGCAGCAGCAGCAGUAGCAGCAGCAGUAGUAGUCAAGUUACUUCCUCCACACCUACCGGCAAUACUACCUCCCAAACAACUUCUAAAAGUUUAGUAUCUAAACAAGUUUCGUCGUCAUCACACGCAAGCUCCAGCAAAUCCAAGGGUGCAGGUAACAUCAUCUCAACCCCGUUGUUGUUCCAAUGGAUACAGAAGGUGUGGAAUAUUAUAUUAUGA
Arxiozyma heterogenica is the source of this 1488-nucleotide messenger RNA. RefSeq lists its product as uncharacterized. The record is from RefSeq and is a predicted model, not a curated record. Gene Ontology annotation, molecular function: 1,3-beta-glucanosyltransferase activity. NCBI's taxonomy places the organism in Eukaryota, Fungi, Ascomycota, Saccharomycetes, Saccharomycetales, Saccharomycetaceae. Gene Ontology annotation, biological process: fungal-type cell wall organization; fungal-type cell wall (1->3)-beta-D-glucan biosynthetic process. The transcript has a single exon. Gene Ontology annotation, cellular component: plasma membrane. Bases 1 to 1488 code for a protein of 495 amino acids.